Messenger RNA from Drosophila innubila, 2878 nucleotides. RefSeq names its product solute carrier organic anion transporter family member 1A1-like. Gene Ontology annotation, molecular function: protein binding. Gene Ontology annotation, biological process: transmembrane transport; sodium-independent organic anion transport. The record is from RefSeq and is a predicted model, not a curated record. The coding region runs from base 157 to 2604 and encodes 815 amino acids. Gene Ontology annotation, cellular component: membrane. The transcript has 5 exons. NCBI's taxonomy places the organism in Eukaryota, Metazoa, Arthropoda, Insecta, Diptera, Drosophilidae.
AUUCUCUCACCUGUGCUCAGUCCACAAACGACAAUCGCUUCGAAUAGUCGCGCGAAUAUGUAACUUAAUAAAUUAUAACGAUUAAAAAAUAAAUUAAACUAUUCACAGAGUGGAAAUUACGAAUGAAACAUCGAAUUUCGAAUAAGCAAUUAGAAAAUGGCGCAGAAUACGCGAAAUUCGGACUUGUCACAGAUAGCGGUUAAUGCCAACAACAUUCCGGACGACAGCGUCGAUUGUGGCAUCAUCGGACUGGGCUGGUGUCGUGGCCCCGCCUGCCAAAAAUACGCCCGUCUCCGGACCCUGAUUAUAGUCCUCCUCAGUUCCGGUUUACUUCAGGGAGCUUGCGAAUUGUACUUCCGGAUAUCGGCCAAACAGGCCGCCUUCCAGUACGGCUACAAUCCUCUCCUAGUGGAUUGGCUCUUGGUCAGCAGCGGACUCUUCCAGGCUGUGUUCGCCUUGGGUUUUGCCUACUGGGCCGAUGUCUAUCACCCGAUCAAGUGGCUCGUGGGCACCUUAAUGCUUCAGUCGGUGGCCUGUGUCAUCGCCGUAAUCCCCUCCAUAAUGAACUUUGCCGAUGGUGCCAAGUCCGAGGAUGCCUUGGUGGAUGCCAACUUGUGUGCCACAUCGCUGGCACAGUUCCAAAAGCUGACGCUGACGGAGGCACAGAGCAGCACCUUGACACUGGCCAUGUUGUUUGUGCUCCAGCUGGCACUGGGCAUGGGAUCCUUGGCCUACUACACCCUGGGAGUCAGCUACAUUGAUGACAACUCCUUGUCGCAGGACAGUCCGGCUGUGAUCGGCGUCAUCCUGGCGGCACGGGCAAUUGGACAGCAGGUGGGCUCGUUUCUGGUGCUGGGCGUGGGAUUGACCAAUGUGGGCUGGUGGCUCGGCUGGAUUAUAUUGGCGCCGUUGAUCUUUGUAGGCGCUGUGCUCCUGGGACUCUUCCCCAAGCGUCUGCCCAAGACGGUCAUACACCAGGCUGCUCAGCGGAUUAUGGAGCAGACGAAUCUGCGCGGAUUUGGCAGCCAGUUCUCCACCUACCUGGAUGACACGGACUUCUGGCCAUCUCUGAAGCGACUGUUCUCGAAUCGACUGCUCAUGCUGAAUCUGCUGAGCAUUAUGUUCCUGCAAAGCGGUGUCCUCAACUUCGAUCUGCAGGAGGAGAACUAUCUGCAGAGUCGCUUCUUUCUGCCGUACAAUGAGCAGGACGGUCUCACCCAGGAGUGGCGAUCCGCCUUUGUGGCCUACUUCCUGAAGCCUCCAGUCAUGGCUGUGGGCAUGCUCGUCGCCGGUCUGGUCAUAUCCAAGGCACAGCUCUCGGCCCGCACCAUAGCGGGGAUCAACAUAAGUCUGGGCCUCAAACUGGUCCUUAUCUUUGUCGGCUACGUCUUCAUACAGUGCGAUGUGGGCGCCAUUGCCGGAGUUGUGGGUGGCAAGUUGACCCAGCCCUACUGCGCCAGUCAAUGCCUCUGCACUCCGACCGCCUUCAUGCCCGUCUGCCCGGAGAACAGCUCCGUCACCUACUUCUCGCCCUGCUACGCCGGCUGCACCCGCAAAGCCUCCAUCAACAGCUUCGAGCUGUACGAGGGAUGCAGCUGCCUGGGAGAUCAGACAGCCAACAAUGCGGGCACUUCCCGAGCCACUCCUGGUGCCUGCAGUGCCGAGAGUUGCCAGAACAAGAUCAUCAUCUUCCAGGUGCUCAGCAUCUCCGCCGCCUUCCUGCUCGGCAUCAGCGUCAUCGGCAAGACCCUCAUCACCCUCCGUUCCGUCCUGCCCCAGGACAAGACUCUCGCCCUCGCCUUCGAGCUGAUGAUCGUCGGACUUUUCGCCUAUGUUCCCGCACAUCUCAGCUACGAUCUGGUCACACGCACGACCUGCGUCUACUGGGCGCCAAACUACGAGCGAUGUCUGCUGCGGGAGACGCCCAAGCACGGCAACAUCCUAGACAUUCUGACCGCCAGUCUAAUACUGGUUGCCGUCUUCUUUGACGUGCUGGUCUUCAUCUAUGCCAAGGGUCUCAAUCUCUACAACUGCAAGGUCACCGACAAUGACUACACACCCUCGCUGUAUGCCCCCGUGCCACACGAGGAUUCAGUGUCUGCCCCUGCCUCGACACUGCCACGAGGAGGCAGUCCGGUUACGGCAACCACGGCAACUUCGGGUUCGCCGAUGCAUCGUCGGGAUGCACCACAGGCGCUUGAGCUGCGACCCGAGACGACCGUGUUCCGGCAUCCCAGCUCAUUCACCGACUCCUCGGGAGCCCAGAGUAUUGUGGAGCCGAAUGGCAGCGGAGUCACCUAUGCCCAGGUCGUCUUUCCGCCCGACAAGCGUAAGCGCGACGACGGCAGCACAAGUCCGAAGCGCCUGGCGGUACCUGCAAAUGUCCCACUGCAUCAUCUGUCCGAGUCGGAUGUGCGUGCUCAGCUGGGCACCCUUAAGUCCUUUAAUCCUGCCAAGCCCUUGACGGAGGAGCUACCCAACACCACCCAGCAGGAGGAGGGUCACGAUGUGGCAGGAAAUUUCAGUGUGGUUUCUCCACUUCCUGUCACAAGUCAACAGGAAGAUCUACAUCUUAGACCCCAAAGUCCUGAAACAGAUUUUUAAGGAUAAGCACAAAUGUAUUUUACUUUCCUUUUUAAUAUGUAGACAUUAGUUCGUAUACUUCAGCGUUUUGUAUUCUUAACAAUUACAUUUGAUUAUUUAUAGCAUUAAUACUGUAUCCAUACAUUUCAUGUCAUUACAAGUGCUGGACAAAGAGAUAUCCUGUAAUUGGAUAUCCUUAUAUGAGUUAGCACUAAAAUACAGAAUAGUUAUAAUCAUACAAACAUAAACUAAACGAAAAACAGUAAAUAAACACAAACUUACAAAUAAAUACAAA